AAGUUUGUUCAAACAAACACCGUGACGUCACCACAAACAAUGGCAGCCAGCGGCACAGCUGUAACGGUUCUGACUCCAAAUGGGAGAAGACAAACUGUUAAAGUGGCUCCAAACACGCCGUUGUUGCAGGUGCUGGAGGACGUCUGCAAAAAACACGGAUUUAACCCGGACGAGCACGGUUUGAAGUUUCAAAGGACUGUUCUUGACCUGACGCUACCAUGGAGGUUUGCAAACCUGCCCAACAACGCUAAACUGGAAAUGGUGACAAGUUCAAGGAAACAAGGUGCAACCGACAGCCAGGUGCGGAUUGCUCUCCAGAUGGAGGACGGGUCUCGGCUUCAGGGUUCCUUCUCCUCUGGAUUGAAUCUUUGGGAAGUGCUCACACAUUUCCCCCAGAUCAGUGUGUCGGAGCUGUCUGAAUCAGGAUCAACCCCUGUGUGUGUUUACAUGAGAGACGAGGUGAGUGGGGAAGAAGCACUAAAGAAGGCCACUCUGAAGUCUCUGGGUCUCACAGGUGGAAGUGCCAUAGUCAGAUAUUUGCUCAAAAAGGACAAAACACCAGGAGAGGAAGAUGAAACUGAAACAGCUGCUAUGCCAACCACACCUGUUGCCAAGGAAACCACGCCUAGCCUAUUGCCUCAGCCCGAUCCUGCUCCAUCACUCCCAGAGGCGUCAAGCACGACUGUGCCAAUUAAAAAUUCAAGCCCCGAUUCGCCAAUGGAAACCGUACCCGCACCAAUCCCUGUAAUGGCCACCGCCACACCUCCUGUUCAGCAGGCAGAUGUUCCAAACUCCCAGGAUGCAGUUCGGCCUAAAGUCCCUCCCACAGGAAGACAAACACCGGAGGCAGAUAGAGAGGAAGCAGGGCCUUCAGGACUAAACUGUCAGCCAUCUUCCUCCUCCGCUCCCUUGGCUCCAUUCAUCCCUUUUUCUGGAGGUGGUCAGCGCCUCGGGGGUCCUGGAGGAGCAGGUGGGCGCUCACUGUCUUCAUCGUCAUCGUCAUCACUGUCAGCUCUGACUGCUGCAGUAGAAUCCCCCAAAGCCAAGAAAGCCAAAUCCAGCCACAGUUCAAGCAGCAAGUGUAAAGCCACUUCCAACUUGCAAGACAAUGACAUGGAUCAUGGAGAAGAGUUCUUGGAGCCGGUGGAGAGGGAGCCUCUUAUCUACCACUUGGACUCAAUGUCCCGUCACUCCGAGGACCACCACGGGGAUCUGCCCGACGAGUUCUUCGAGGUGACAGUGGACGAUAUCCGGAAGCGUUUCGCCCAGCUGAAGAGCGAGAGGAAGUUAUUGGAGGAGGCGCCGCUUAUGACCAAAUCUCUGAGAGAAGCACAGAUGAAAGAGAAGAUGGAUAGAUAUCCCAAAGUGGUCCUGAGGGUCCAGUUUCCAGACAGACAUGUUCUGCAGGGUUUCUUCAGGCCUCUGGAGACAGUCGGUGCUGUGAGGCAGUUUGUGAGGAGUCACUUGGAGGAUCCUCAGCUCAGCUUCUACCUGUUCAUCACCCCUCCAAAAACUAUCCUGAGUGACCCUUCAGCUACACUUUUCCAGGCCGACCUGUUUCCUGGCGCGUUAGUGUACUUUGGCUCCGACGUAAAAACAGAUUUUUACAUAAAGAGAGAACUGCUCGAAUCUUCUGUCUCCGCCUUGCAAGCAAAUGAGUCCAUUGCAAGCUGCAUGCUCCGGUCCCCGACGCCCCCCUCCGGCUCUGUGGGCUUCGAGGAGCCAGCGCCGCCGCCGCCGCCGCCACAAGAACCCACAGCGAACACCAGUGGGUCCACGCAGGACGGACAAGACCCGUCUGCGCAAACCCAGGCUGCUAAACCCACCAGAUCUGACCCGGGGAAGGUGCCAAAGUGGCUCAAACUUCCAGGUAAGAAAUAAGACUUCUGCUGUGUGUGGAUGGAGGAAUGACCACGACAGACUGACGCACUUACAUCUUUGCUACGCUUCACUUAGAGGCUCAACUUUGCGACCACAGUGGAUUUAUUCCAUCGUGGAGGACGCCUGCACUAACCUAGGUUUUAGAAUGGUGAAAGUAAAGAGACAAACAGGUGAAUUACAUGAAUUGCUGAGAAGAAUGCUGUGUUUCAUUCCAUACGAUUGCUGGCAAGAGAGAGUGCCGAGAAGAAAAUGUAGUACAAAGUGAAUAAAGAUUGUUGUACAAAAAAAAAA
Molecule: messenger RNA, 2172 nt
Organism: Stegastes partitus (bicolor damselfish)
Lineage: Eukaryota; Metazoa; Chordata; Actinopteri; Pomacentridae
Gene: aspscr1
Product: ASPSCR1 tether for SLC2A4, UBX domain containing
Exons: 17
Coding region: 40-1881 (613 amino acids)
Biological process (GO): intracellular protein transport; signal transduction; glucose homeostasis
Cellular component (GO): nucleus; vesicle membrane; cytoplasm
Molecular function (GO): protein binding
Source: RefSeq, a predicted model, not a curated record